UAAAUGCGGCUCACUGCUCUGUUGGCUUUACAGUCAGUUCCUCGUUCUUCACUGGUGUUUUUGAGAGACAGAAAAGUUGCUGUUUUGUUUUGUCCCUGUCUUCUUGCAAUGGGAGUUGGGGAAAUGUUUCUCUAACAGCAAGUGACUGACUGUGGUGAUAGUGAGCGCUGCCAGAGCCUGCAGUGUGUGUGUAUUUGAAGAGAGCACAGUGCAAGCCCAAGGCUCUCCACACCUCAGCAAUGUUGUUUCUAGGCUGUAUCCGGCUCGCUGCUGGCCUGAUGGCAAUGAGUAGGGAGACCGGCGAGUCUGAGCAGCGCCCUGCCCUGAACAUGUACUCUCUGCCCGUCAAAUUCGUGCUGACCGCCUGCGCUGCGACUGUUGCUGAAACAGUGACCUUUCCAUUUGAUUUAACUAAAACAAGACUUCAGAUCCAAGGAGAAUCAGUUCCCCAUCAUUUUAGAGGUAGUAAAACAGUAAAACCUUAUCGGGGGAUGAUCCAAACAGCAGCUGGAAUAGUGAAAGAAGAGGGCCUGUUCAAACUCUGGCAGGGUGUUACUCCUGCCAUCUGCAGACAUAUCGAUACCCUUCCUUUUAUUUAUGAUGUAUACUAGUGUAUUCAGGAGUACGGAUGGUUGCCUACGAACAACUCCGUGAUUCUGUACUUCACAAGGACAAAGAUGGCUAUUUCCCACUG
Rhincodon typus (whale shark) is the source of this 694-nucleotide messenger RNA. Its product is annotated as mitochondrial uncoupling protein 4-like. The coding region runs from base 240 to 611 and encodes 123 amino acids. Gene Ontology annotation, biological process: response to cold. The transcript is spliced from 4 exons. NCBI's taxonomy places the organism in Eukaryota, Metazoa, Chordata, Chondrichthyes, Orectolobiformes, Rhincodontidae. The record is from RefSeq and is a predicted model, not a curated record.